AUGAUGGGACGACGAAACUACGAGGCUUUGGUGGACCGCGAGGAUCAACAGUUGCAGAAGCAGCUGUUGCGCAAGUCAUGGUGGAUAAUGGCAGUGGUGGCCAUGGCGGGUGGGGUGGCAAUCUUUUGUUCCAGCAGUCAUUCGCCGAAUUCCCACCAACACCAACACACCAUCCCAACCUUGCUGAGUGUCGUCCAUCACGAAACUGGAGACUAUCUUGUGGCAUUGAAUAAUCCUGUUUAUGAGCGACUCAAAAAGGCAAAAUUCCAUGAUACCCUUUUGGUGGCUAAUAACGCCAAAGAAAUUCCCUCUCUACAUGUCAACCGUUAUCAAAUUGGAGUGAGAGAUCCACUCACUCUUCAUUGGACUCUAGGUCAAAAUAUUCAGGGUGAGCCAUUCUUGGACGAGGACAAGGAUUUGAUCACUUUGCACUGUGGCGAUAAGACCAUGGAUCUGCGUGCCAUGGAUCCGUCCACAGACUUUUUGGAUGCUGCCACUAUUGCCCAAGCACGGUCCACCUCCUGCAGACAUAGCGGUGAAGCGCAUCCACAAAAAUGGCACAUUCCUAGUUUUCCAAUAUUACGCCAUGAAAUCUGCCAAUUUGCUCUCUACAAGGCACUCCCAGAUACCACGGACGGACAACCACAAUACGCUCUAUUAGACAGAACCGAUCCCAUUGAAAUUGAAUCUUCUCGCACUCUACCCACUGGCAUUCAUUUGGCCCUGGGGAGUACACCCAAUGAAAUGGUGGUGCAAUUCACGUCGGGUGAUGUACACCCUCACUUUCCCAGAAAUCAGGAAGGAACUCCCGUGGCACGCUACAGCAAACAAGGUAGCAAGGAUGACGCCCAAAAGGCCACCGGAACCAGUCAUACCUACUCGGCCAAAGACAUGUGCGAGGCACCCGCCAAUAUCACCGAGGCUGGCAAAUUCCAAUCACCCGGAAUGAUCCACGUCAUUCGUUUGGUCGAUUUGGAACCCAACACUGCCUACGAAUACAAGGUAGGCUUGUCGCAUGGACAAGGCAUUACAUGGAGUGACUCGUACUCGUUCCUCUCACCACCACUAGUCACGGGAGAUGCAGCACCUCACUCGUAUUUGGUGUAUGGCGAUCAAGGGUGUCCGGCCACUGGCUGGGGAGACGGGGGCAAAUGGGUAGCGGCCAUGACGGCACGGGAGGUCUUGAACCCCAAAGACAAGAAUCAGCCCAUUCGAUCCGUCCAUCAUUUUGGGGACCUUUCCUAUGCCGUGGGAGCGGCACAUAUUUGGGAUGCAUGGCUCAACAUGAUUUCUCCCUUUACCACUAAAGUCCCACUCAUGGUGGCGGUAGGCAAUCACGAAUACGAUCACUUGUCGGGAGGUGGCAAUGGAAAGGAUCCCUCUGGUGUCAAGAACGAGGAUGGAUACCGACCAACCUGGGGCAAUUUUGUUAAUGAUUCUGGUGGGGAAUGUGGUGUCCCCACUUCCAAUUACUUUACCAUGCCCAACAGUACCAAGAGCAAUGGAGUGUUCUGGUACUCCUAUGACUUUGCCAAUGUCCACACCACUGUGAUUUCGUCCGAACAUGAUUUGGCUCCUGGUUCGGUUCAGUACCAGUGGCUGGAAGCAGACUUGCGAUCUGUGAAUCGGACCUUGACUCCUUGGUUAAUCGUCGAGUCGCACAGGCCCUUGUAUGAAUCUCAAAUCAAUUGGGAGAACAAUGAUGUUGGUAUUGUGCUACGUCUGGAACUAGAUGAUUUGCUGGUAGACUACAAGGUGGACGUGGUCUUGACGGGCCACUAUCAUGCCUACCUUCGGACCUGCGAUGGAUUGCACAACGCCAAAUGUCAUAAUGGUGGCCCCAUUCACCUUACGAUUGGAUCGGCAGGUGCCGCAUUUCUGGAUACCGACCUCUAUUCCAAUUCCUGGACGGACAAGUUCAUCAAAAAUGAAUUUGGGUAUGGACGGAUCACCGUGGCCAACGCCACUGCUCUGCACUUUGAAUUUGUCAAGGCGGGAGACAGCGAUGACAAAACAGCUGGUGAAGUGCACGACGAAGUUUGGAUCGUCCGUGAGCGAUGA
Seminavis robusta is the source of this 2061-nucleotide messenger RNA. Lineage: Eukaryota; Bacillariophyta; Bacillariophyceae; Naviculales; Naviculaceae. The record is from the annotation of a GenBank genome assembly.